AUGGAAACAGUUAAAUGUAUCAUUGAGGAUUUAAAUAAUGAUCACUUUUCUAUAUUAAUUGAUGAAUCUCGUGAUGUAUCAUGUAAGGAGCAAAUGGCUAUUGUUUUGCAGUAUGUUGAUAGAAGGGGAAGUGUGAUAGAACGAUUUAUUGGUAUUGUUCAUGUUCGUGAAACUACUGCUUUGUCUCUAAAGAAUGGAAUUGUUGGUUUACUUGCUCAACAUUCUUUAAGUCCAUCUUUCAUACGUGGACAAUGUUACGAUGGAGCAAGCAAUAUGCAAGGUGAUAUAAAUAGGCUUAAAAUCUUGAUGCAAAAAGAAAGUAAAGUUGUUCAUUCUAUUCAUUAUUUUGCUCAUCAACUUCAACUAAUUCUUGUUGCGGUUUCUAAAAGAUGUGAUGAAGUGCAAGAACUUUUAUUAGUUGUUUCUGAUAUAUUAAAUAUGGUGGGAUCUUCUUUCAAACGUAGAGAUGAACUUCGUGAAUCUCAAGCAGAAGAAAUUGAAGAAGCAUUACGUAAAGGUGAGCUUGAAACAGGAAGGGGCUUAAAUCAAGAAUUAGGUCUUGCUAGAGCUGGUGAUACUCUAUGGGGCUCUCACUACAAAUCCUUUAACAAUUUUAUUCUUAUGUUUGGCCUUAUCAUUGAUGUACUUGAUGCUAUUGCUAUUAAUGCACGUUUUGACGAAAAGUGUAAGGCAAAGGGAUACCUUAAAGCAUGUUUAACAUUUGAAGUUGUCUUCAUGUUGCAUUUUAUGCGCACUAUUUUAGCAAUCACAAAUGAGCUUAAUGUUGCCUUCCAAAAGAAGGAGCAAGAUAUUGCAAAUGUUAUGAUACUUGUUAGAGUGGCAAAAGAUCAGUUGCAACGUCUAAGAGAGGAUGGUUGGGCUUCACUUAUUGAUGAGGUAUCUAAGUUUUGCAUCAAAUAUGACAUAUUGAUACCUAACUUUGAUGAGCCUUAUGUUAUCCUUGGAAGAUCACGUCAUAGAGUUGCAGAGUACAAUAAUUUACAUCACUACCAUGUUGUAGCAUUCUGUAAAACUAUUGAUUGGCAAUUUCAAGAACUCAAUAACCGCUUUGAUGAGGUGACAACUGAAUUGCUUCUUGGAGUUGCUUGCUUGAACCCAGUUAACUCCUUUUCAAGCUUUGACAUUGAAAAGAUAUUGAGAUUAGCUAAGCUAUAUCCUGAUGAUUUUGAUAAAUACUCUAUAGUUGACCUUCGUUUUCAGCUUGAGAAUUACAUUGUCGAUGUCAGAGAUCAUGAUAAAAGGUUUUCCGCUCUUAAGGGACUUGGUGAUCUUUCUAAGAAACUAGUAGAAACAAAGAAGCAUGGGACUUAUCCUCUUGUGUUCCGGCUAGUGAAAUUUGCUUUACUUUUGCUAGUUGCUACAGCUACGGUUGAAAGAGCUUUCUCGACAAUGAAGUUGAUUAAGUCUGACUUACGAAAUCGAAUGGAUGAUGAGCUUUUGAGUGGUUGUUUAGUGCCUUAUAUAGAAAAAAAGUAUUUAGUAAUAUUUCUAAUGAGGCUAUUGUGGAUACAUUUCAAAACAUGA
Messenger RNA from Nicotiana tabacum (common tobacco), 1545 nucleotides. RefSeq lists its product as uncharacterized. The record is from RefSeq and is a predicted model, not a curated record. Lineage: Eukaryota; Viridiplantae; Streptophyta; Magnoliopsida; Solanales; Solanaceae. Gene Ontology annotation, molecular function: protein dimerization activity.